GAGUAAUUGUGCCCAACGCAACAAGCAACGACCAACCCUCGCCGCGCCGCGCCGCGCCACCACCCCCCGCCCCGCCGCUGCCCGACUGACUUGCUCCCGCUCCUCCCGUGGACACAAGAAGCACGCCCCCGCCGAUCUCGCCUAGUUAGGCGCCGCAUGAGGCGGACGCGGCCUCGCUUGUCCUCCCCCUCCUCCUCGUUGCGGCGUUAGGUCUCGUCAUGGACGAAGCCUCGGCCGGCGCCGGGUCGGCGUCGGCGUCGGCGUCGGGGGGCGGGGGUUGGUACACGGGCAUGUCGUCGGACAACAUCAAGGGGCUGGUGCUGGCCAUCUCCUCCAGCCUCUUCAUCGGCGCCAGCUUCAUCAUCAAGAAGAAGGGACUCAAAAAGGCCGCCUCCUCCUCCGGCGGCGUCAGGGCCGGGGUUGGUGGUUACUCUUAUUUAUAUGAGCCUCUUUGGUGGGUUGGCAUGAUAACAAUGGUUGUUGGGGAAGUUGCAAAUUUCGUAGCUUAUGCAUUUGCACCAGCCAUUUUGGUUACUCCUCUUGGUGCUCUCAGCAUAAUCAUCAGUGCUGUACUUGCACACGUAAUGCUGCGUGAGAAGCUGCACAUAUUCGGCGUUCUCGGAUGCGUCCUAUGUGUCGUGGGAUCCACCACCAUUGUCCUCCAUGCCCCUCAAGAGCGUCAAAUUGAGUCGGUGACUGAAGUUUGGGGUCUGGCUACUGAACCAGCCUUCAUGUGUUAUGUGGCCGUAGUACUUGCUAUUGUCGCUCUUCUUGUGUUCAAGUUUGUUCCACUUUAUGGACAAACCCAUGUCAUGGUGUAUAUUGGUGUUUGCUCUCUUGUAGGUUCCAUCUCGGUCAUGAGUGUGAAAGCUCUUGGGAUAGCGUUGAAGCUGACCUUUUCCGGAACAAACCAACUCAUAUAUCCCCAGACAUGGGUUUUUACUAUGGUUGUCAUCUCAUGCAUCAUUACUCAAAUGAAUUACUUGAACAAGGCCCUUGACACGUUUAAUACAGCAGUUGUAUCCCCCAUAUAUUAUACAAUGUUCACAUCGCUAACCAUCUUGGCUAGUGUGAUUAUGUUCAAGGACUGGGAUCGGCAAAAUCCAACACAGAUCGUGACAGAGAUGUGUGGCUUCGUCACGAUCUUCUCGGGAACAUUUCUACUUCACAAAACAAAGGACAUGGCUGAUGGUACUAGCCUAUCAAACUCUUCUUCAUUCCGUCUUCCAACCAUUUCAUCGACGCGGUCCUUCAAGCAAACUGAUGAGUAUAGCGAUGGCAUUCCUCUCAGGUCGUCGGAGUCGUUCCGGUCAACACACUGAUGACCGGCUGCUGACCAUCGAUUUUCACCGAGUUAGGGCGCAGGAGCAAGGCUGUAAUCGAAACCGUCUUGUGUGCGUAGUAGUUGAGCUGUCACCUAUGUUGUUAAAGCAUCGUGCCCAAGUCCCAAUGUAUCUAGUCGGUGAGUUAACUUGGCGCUGGAGUAAAACUGUAGGUAGUUUUGGUUCCGUGGUGCUGUCUGUAAGUAUAAUGGAUGGAUGAUGAAGCAGGGUACUGAAAAUACAACAUGGUUUACAUUGU
Molecule: messenger RNA, 1581 nt
Organism: Hordeum vulgare subsp. vulgare (domesticated barley)
Lineage: Eukaryota; Viridiplantae; Streptophyta; Magnoliopsida; Poales; Poaceae
Product: probable magnesium transporter NIPA4
Exons: 9
Coding region: 219-1322 (367 amino acids)
Biological process (GO): magnesium ion transport
Cellular component (GO): membrane
Molecular function (GO): magnesium ion transmembrane transporter activity
Source: RefSeq, a predicted model, not a curated record